CUCCAAGCCCCUCUAGCCACCAACUCAUUCUUUGAGAAAAUUGGUGACCAAACUUGGGAUUUUCUCCUUCUUUUCUUGUUCUUGAACCUAGAAAUUUCCCCCUUCUGUGCUGGAAAUUCCAGAUCUACUCUGCUCUGUCUUCCCCGCCUGCUGCUCUUGCUUGUGGGUGUGAUUUUCGGUCUUUCUGUUUGCCGUGAGUUUCCCCCCUGGAUCCCGUCGGCUUCCUCACCAGCCAAGCUCGGGUUCUGCUGGCUGGAAUUCUGGUUUUGAUCAUUCUGUCACCGUAGCACUUGGGUUAGCCUUCUGUUCUGUGCGAGUAAGGUAAGUAAAUUAUGGUAAAGCCCUUUGAUUUUAAAGCAUGUUUUAAAUUGUUUUUGAGAUGGUGGUAAGGUUCAAAUUGAUUUUAAAUUGAUUUUAUCAGCAUCUGAGUAUGAUUAAACUGAAUUGGAAAUUGUGAUGGUUUUUAUGAGAAUUUCACUGUUUUCUGGAAUUGAACGUGAUUGGAAUGAAAAUGGGAAUUUCAUUGUUUUUUGGAAUUGAGCAUGAUUGAAAUGAAAAUGAGAAUUUCAUUGUUUUUCUAGAGUUGAGCAUGCCUAUUUGGAAAUUGACUGAACUGUUUGAUGAACUGAGAAAUUUGUGAAUAUUGAGUUUCUGUUAAAUCAAUGCCCACAUGGAAAUUUUCCGAUUUGUUCUGAAAUUCGAGAUUGAUUGUGAAAUUCGGGUUUUUCUGUAAACUCUGCAUGGUUUUGUCUCGGAUAUGGUCAUGAUUACUGAUUACUGUGCCCCCUAGUAGGAGGUUUAUAAACGCUAGCACAUGUCGACAUGUAUUUCUGUAGAACCGGUUCACCCUACCAAUGGGGUUAAACAUUGGUAAUUACUGUCGCCUGCCAGUGGGAGUUGUAAACACUGGCACCAUUACUGACGCCUGCCAGUGGGAGUUGUUAAACAUUGGCACUUCUGUAACCUUGCCUAUGGGGUUAAACAUUGGCAACUAUUGUGCCCGUCAGUGGGAGGUUUAUAAACGCUGGCCAUGACUUAUAGAUGAGACUACUGAACUGAGUUUUCUUCUGCAUUGACGAUUUGUCAUGAAACGUUUUGUUAUUGAACUGAAUCUGAAUUUGCAUUGACGAGUUGUCAUUGAAUGCUUUGCAAUUAACUGAAUUUGAUUUUGUCACUGAGCGUUUUGGUUAUAUUAAACUAUUUAUCUAACGUGCUUAAAAGUUUUACCCAAGGGCUAUCCAUAUUUACUUGCUGAGUUAUCUCAUAGUUUUCCUUAUCCACCAUUUCAGGAAGCGAAACUGAGGACGGGGAAACCAAGAGGAGUGACGAGUUAGAAGGCUAGCCACUUGUAAUUGAUUUGAAUUAUUGGAUGGUCAGAUGUGAUUUGGAUAAGUUCUGAGCCUUGUGCAUUUGUGGGACCCUCUCACGAGUGCACGGCGUUUGUCGCGCCUCAAAUUCGGGUUCUGGGGCGUGACAAUUAUAUUACUUAGAGUGACUAGUGUACUUAUUAGAGUGAUUUUAGUGCAUCAAAUUCCUAAAUGAGGCUUCCAACUUUAUAUAUAAAAUUGUAAUGGAUUUGCUAUGGCUUUCUGUAGUUUUCAAAGAAAGUAGUUCAAAAAAA
Molecule: messenger RNA, 1621 nt
Organism: Rubroshorea leprosula
Lineage: Eukaryota; Viridiplantae; Streptophyta; Magnoliopsida; Malvales; Dipterocarpaceae
Source: the annotation of a GenBank genome assembly